CCUUAACGAUCGAUCUCCUUCGCCAGAGCCAGCUCAGCUCCGGGGCAGAGAAAGCCAAGCGGGGCAGCCUCCCUUGUAAACCAGAGCCACCCUCAGCCGGUCUGGGGGCCAAUGACAGGUUGAGAGCUCAAGAGGGCGUUGCAGGAAAAAAUGCACUCGAGGUGACAGCCAAAACUCCUCCUAUCCUCACAACGCCUUGGCGUGUAUUGUGGGGAACAUGGCAGAUGGAGAUUAGAAGCGGGGCGGCUGCUGAGGAUUCGGCUGCUCCUACCUCCCGCGCCACUUGUUGGCUGCCCUUCGGUGCCCUUGCCUUGGAGCUGGCCGGGAUGCAGUAGGGCGUUUGCAGAGGACCUGGAACCUUUAGAAACCGAGCGAUCGGGUUGAUCGGGAUUUUUUUUUUUUUUUAAAAAUCACCGGAUUCCUUGAAUGCCCGCGCGUGUGCGCAGCGCAGGCAGGCGCGGGGAGCUCGGGGCCGUGCGCGCUUGGGAUGACCCGGCCAUGGAGGGGCAACGGCAGCGAGCCGGGCGGGCAAGCCGCUUGCUGAUGAAGACGCGCUGGACGCGCGGCAGGGGCCCGCGGCCGGGAGCAGAGCCAGCCACUGCUGCAGGGAUCGGGUGCCGCUGGCUCCCUGCGGCGGCAGCAGCAGCAGCAGUUCCCAGUUGGGACCGGGCGCCCUUCGCGUAGCAACCCCGCAUUGCUCAUAAUCUUGCGGCUCCGCGCGAAAAGGGCCGAAGCGGAGGAAAGGAAGGCGCGCCGGGCAUCCACAUCUCAGCGAGAAGGAGGAGGAAGAGGAGGAAAAAGGUGAGGGUGGAGGGAAGCAGGCAGAAGCAGCCGCAGCAGCAACCAUGCUGCCCGGGGUGGGCGUGUUCGGCACCAGCCUGACCGCCCGGGUCAUCAUCCCGCUUCUAAAGGACGAGGGCUUCGCGGUCAAGGCGCUUUGGGGCCGCACUCAGGAAGAGGCGGAAGAGCUGGCCAAGGAGAUGAGCGUCCCCUUCUACACCAGCCGGAUAGACGAGGUCCUGCUGCAUCAGGAUGUGGAUUUGGUCUGCAUCAACCUGCCGCCUCCCCUCACCAGGCAGAUCGCGGUGAAAACUCUGGGGAUUGGGAAGAAUGUCAUUUGUGAUAGAACAGCCACUCCGCUGGAUGCCUUUCGGAUGAUGACAGCUGCCCACUAUUAUCCCAAGCUUAUGAGCAUCAUGGGCAACGUUCUCCGUUUCCUGCCUGCCUUUGUAAAGAUGAAGCAGCUGAUCCAAGAGGGCUAUGUGGGAGAACUGCUUGUGUGUGAGGUACAGGUUCACAGUGGGAGCCUGCUGGGGAAGAAAUAUAACUGGAGCUGCGAUGAUCUGAUGGGAGGUGGAGGGUUGCAUUCUGUUGGUACCUACAUCAUUGAUCUCCUGACUUUCCUCACCAGUCAGAAAGCAGUGAAAGUUCAUGGACUUCUUAAGACCUUUGUGAAACAGACCGACCACAUUAAAGGAAUACGGCAAAUUACGAGUGACGACUUCUGUACAUUUCAAAUGGUCUUAGAAGGUGGGGUGUGCUGCACUGUUACCCUCAAUUUCAACAUGCCGGGAGAAUUUAAACAAGAUAUUGUUGUGAUUGGAUCAAGCGGGCGGCUAAUUGCAGUUGGCACUGAUUUGUACGGACAAAGCAAUAACUCUCCACAGAAAGAGCUCCUCUUGAAGGAUUCUGCCCCAGUCAGCAAUGCCUUGUUACCCGAGAAGGCCUUCAGUGACAUCCCAUCUCCGUACCUCCGGGGCACCAUAAAGAUGGUACAAGCAGUCAGGGAGGCAUUUGAAGAUCAAGAUGACAGACGAACCUGGGACGGAAGGCCACUCACAAUGGCUGCAACUUUUGAUGAUUGUCUCUAUGCUUUGUGUGUGGUGGACACCAUUAAGAGAUCCAAUCAGCUGGGUGAAUGGCAGAACAUUGUGAUUAUGACUGAAGAACCAGAACUGAGUCCUGCUUACUUGAUUAGUGAGGCCAUGAGGCGGAGCAGGAUGUCUCUGUACUGCUAGAUUUUUGUCUUGACUUGGGGGGAAAAAGGAAGUGAAUCGAAUCAGCUUUUCCCUGACAGAAAUAUGACUACACAUCUCAGGCCUGGAAAAGGGAAACAGUUUAAGGAAACAAUAUUUGUUGCUAAAGCCACAUUGCCUAGUUGGUGCUGAAAUAAUAGAUGCAUUUGAAAUGCCCUCAUAGUACAUAAUAGUUGCAGAUCCUUAUGAAGGAAAAAUGUGUGUUAGCUUUUUACCAAAUAAUAGGAAGGUAAAAUAUAAUCAGUUUGCAAUCUGUUGGAGUACGGAUGACUCAAUUGUGUUAACUGUUUAAAAAAAAAAGGUUCAGGAAGGUCCAGUUGGGCGUUACAGAAAAAAACAAAACAAAAAGCAGGCCAUAAAAGAUGCUUGAAUCAGAAGCCUAUGUAGAUUGCACAGACUUACCCAUACCUUCUAAGAGCUCCACCGAUAAAAGCAUGCUACUCUGUUCUUAGUUGGUUAAAUAACCCAUUGCAUUAGUUAAAUGAUACAUAAGAACAUUUGGCAUGAAUAUGUUAUCUGGUGUCAAAAGAAUUUGAUAGAUUGGUUUUCAUGGCUAACAUAAAUAAUGUUUUUGGAUUAUUAUUUUUUUCCCCAACGGAAUAUAACUUGAAUAAGUAGGUUCCCCCCACCCCCAAUUCAUAUUGUUCCAAAUUCAUUGUAUGUUCCACUUCAAGUUCUCCAGGCCCAAAGGCUCAGUAAGCUUUGAUUCAAAGCACAAAAAUAUAUAAAAAUAGGAUUGAGCAAAAAUUAGUUUUAGGAUAGCUACAUAACGUUUGAUGAGCUUUGAUUCCUGGUAAAUUCCAGGGUGAUGUUUUUUGCUUUGUUUCAGAGCAAAACCAUGCAUAACUCCUAUGAUACCUUAAAAUGUUUACUUUAGCACAAAUUUUCAUGGACUGGGCCUUUUUUUUUUUUUGUUAGAGGCAUGAAGUAGUCUGUCUGACAAAGUGGAUUUAAUUGCAAAAUGAUAUACUGUAAUAUGUUAGUUCUCAAGCAAUUACAAGGUUACUAGUUCCUAAUCUUGGAUUAUAUAUUUAAAUCUCAAAUCAGGGGAACAGAGGGAGAUAAUCAGCAAAACAUAGCUUUGAGCCAAAUCUCAUGUGCUUUAGGCAAAACCUACACAAAGCGAAAUGAUGCCUCCCCAGUAAGGAAAACCCCAGUUUAGAGAAAAAAUAAUUUAACUAAAGGUGAGGUAAGAUAUGGUGACUGAUCAUUUUUGUAUGUUUGAGUUGGACAGUUUGUUCUUGUUGUGGAAGCAUAUCUGUGAUCAUAAUUGGUGUGCCUGGCACUUUUAUUGCAAUAUUGUUUGAGUAUCUAAUCAGUAUCAUAAUGACAACAGGAGAGCCUUUUGUCCUGUUGCUCCAAACAGAUCAUUCUCUGGGAUCUUCAUUAUGAAAACUCCCAACACAAUGAACUGUUCAUGUUUCUUUUCUUCCACUUUGAAAAAUUCAGAUACUGGUAAAUAUUGGAGGUAUUACUUGGGACUGUAGGUUUCAUAUUAUUUUAUCCCUGGAACUGAAAUUAUCCUGCAGGAAUUGAUGCAUAUUUCCUUCUAGCAAAAGUUGCCAGAGCUCACUAGACUGAAAAAGCCAUUUGAUCCAUAACUACCUACAGCCCUAGACCAGACCAAAACUCAGGAAUUGUCUUUGAUGGGGGAACUGAGCCAACAAUAGCCCCAAAUGGUAGGAAUUUGAUACGAUAUCCUCUCCCCCCCUCACUUGUUGGCACUCCUAUAUUUUUCUCACUCUCUCUCUCCUAAGUAGCAGAGUAUAGAUUAAUUGAUUUCCUGAAGAGAGAUUUUGAAAUUAUAACCAUGAUAGGUGUGAUCUUGGUUACAUCUCUUUACGGUAAUUUGCUUUUAGAAAUAGCGGUGCCAAGUCUCAUCCUGAACAAGAGUCAUCUUGUCUUUUGAUUGAUUCUACAAGUUGUGAAAGAGAAAAAGUGUUUUCUUUCAUAUAUAUACUUCUUUUAUUCUCUGCUCUGGAGUGCCAUCUGCAAACUCUCCUGGAUAAAUUUAAUCAAUAAUCCUUUUAAGAAAGUCCUGGUUUGUUUGCAAUAUCACCAUCCCCACAAACAUUUACUAUUAAGAAUCCUGAGAGUUGCACUGGCUUAAAAUGACACUAUACCCUUUUGGUGGGAAAUGCACAGAAUUUUGGGGUGGGGGUUGCUGAAGGCUCACAGGACAUUGUUUAUAAAGUCAUUAUAUUGCCAGUGAGGAUGGGACUGAUUUUUUUUUAAAUGAUGUAUUGGAGAAAGGAAAGGUUGGGAGGGUUUAAAUAUCUAUUUUAGGGGGAUAUUGCAUUAAAAGGACAAGUUGCUCUGAUGAAAAUAAUAAUUUUCCUGGCAACACUGUGGGAACUGAAUCUGGCAACAAGCCACAAAUUGCCCACUCUUGUUUUAUAUCAUAAUUUGCAUUUGUCUGGCAAUUGAUCUUCACUAGAGGUUAAUAAAUUGCCCAAAGUCAGAAACUAAAGAAAAGCUGGAUUAUACUUGGUUGGUAGGGCUUGAUUUAGCACUUUGCAUGUAUAACUGAGAGAACUGCAUUAAUUUCAGGAACUGGAUAGAGCCCAUUUUGUAUAGUUAGAUGAGAAAUAGUAGAAACAGAAGAAUCCUGUUCUGUCAUGGAACUCAUAUGUACUUGAUCUUGCCUUAUCUAGCUUAAUGUUGGGGGGGGGGUUUAUUUAAAGGAGUAUCUGUUAUUGGGACAUCGUAACAGCAUCAUGAGUAAUCUCUGCUGCUUGCUAAGGUCUUUCACUUGUGUCUAUAAAUGGAUUGAUAGAGCAUCUUUUAAUAAAGAAUCUCUACAAGGGUCAGUAAUAUAACCUCCCUUACUUUUCCUUCUCUCCUAGAUCUAAAACUACAAUUGAAAUAUCAGGUGGGUGGGUAGGAAUAUGUUUGCACUAAGAAAAAUUAGAAUGUACUGGCAUCACUUUCUUUAAAUUAUCACCACUAUUCCUCCAUCCCUGUUCAACGUUUUACAUACAGUAUCGAAUACUGGAUAGAAAAAAUAAUUUUAAAAGAGCAAAAUGCAUGAAACAUUGGAGAAGUGUCAUUGUUAUUGGGUGAUAUUUGAAACUCCAUUUACUUGAUAAUAGACAAAUCUUCUUCAACUUCAUGUUCUUGGAAUACAUUGAAACUACAGUGCCUAUUAUCCCAGUUAAUGUUGGCUCUGCAAUUUCGCAGUUGUGGACCUAACACAGCUGGAGGGCACCAGAUGGCUGCUAUAGACUAUUUAAAGUUCUCCAUCGCUUUUGCUGCACUGUUGGUCUCCAUUUGAACAAUCCUUGCAGAAUGAUUUAUUCUCUGAUUUACAGGUUUUUUUCCCCACAUUAAUUUAAAUAAUAAAAGGAUGGAAGUCUACUGGGAACAUUUUGUUAUUUCAUUUUAUCCAAGGCAGAUUUAGUCAGUUUUUGUUUUGUGUCAUUCUGCUGUCCUUCUCUAUAAGAGCACUGAAGAUGACAGAGGGAGAUAGAGAGGUACUUAGCGCUAUAAAUCUUCUUAAAAUAGCAUUUCUAUGAUUGAUUGCAGUUCUUUACUUGAUCUGGUUCUAGAAUGACAUUUUCCUCUUUGUUUUUAACUUUAAACAUUCAAAUGUACAUUUAUUGCUGUAUUUAAUAUAUAUAUAUAUUUAUUGUGUUUUACAAGCAUAUAUAUUAUAUAGAGCGUGAAUAUAUAUAUAUAUAUAUAUAUAUAUAUAUAUAUAUAUAUAUUCAGUUGCAUGGGCAUUUUGUGUGUAGCAAAUAUUUUAAAAAGUUAUUUAUCAAACAAUAAAGAUGUGAUUAAAAACAGAUUCUAUAUUUUAUACCUCAAGAGGUUAGAAAGCAAAAAAAGAAAGCGGGGUUAUCGUAAAAAGAAAAGAGCAGAUGUGGAGAAUGUCCCCAGCUUUUGACAACCUGGCUGCUUUUUAAUAGAAAGCAGCCUUUGAUGUUUCUCAGCUACAAUAAAAUCCAUACAACUUCUGUACAAUGUUUAUGUGUUAGUCUUUCAUUGUUUGGGGAAUGUAGUUAGAUAUAAUCAGUCCUUGGCAUAUAUGUGCUGCUUUAAACAAGGCUUCCUGCUGUUCAUACAUAUUUGAUAAUCGGAAUAAAAAGAACUGAAAUGUUGAAUAAAGACAUAAAAGAGA
Molecule: messenger RNA, 6156 nt
Organism: Pantherophis guttatus
Lineage: Eukaryota; Metazoa; Chordata; Lepidosauria; Squamata; Colubridae
Gene: GFOD1
Product: Gfo/Idh/MocA-like oxidoreductase domain containing 1
Molecular function (GO): nucleotide binding
Source: RefSeq, a predicted model, not a curated record